GGCCGCGUCUCCCGGCUGAGCCCUGGGCAGGAGGGAGGAGCAAGGGGCGGAGGCUGCGACCCCGUCUUCAGGAAGCAGCCGCGGGGAGCUCGGAGCCGGGGCUACGAGGGCUGCUUGCUGCUCAGUUCUGGCCGUUGGUGGUGCUGGAGAAUCGAACCCGGGACCUGUUGCAUGCAAGUGUAUAUCCCCAGCCCUUCGUCUUUAAUGCCACGGUAUGGAACAGAACAUGACAGAAACAGAUGCCUUCUAUAAAAGAGAAAUGUUCGACCCAGAAGAAAAAUACAAAAUGGACCACAAGAGGCGAGGGGUGGCUCUGAUCUUCAAUCAUGAGAGGUUCUUCUGGCAGCUGACCCUGCCUGACAGGCGCGGCACCAGUGCAGACAGAGACAACCUUCAGCGCAGGCUGGCAGAUCUGGGCUUUGAGGUAAAAUGCUUCGAUGACCUCAGAGCAGAGGCAAUACUGCUCAAAAUUCAUGAGGUGUCAGCCUCUAGCCACGUGGAUGCUGACUGCUUCCUGUGCGUCUUCCUGAGCCACGGUGAAGGCAACCAUGUUUAUGCCUACGAUGCCAAGAUUGAAAUCCCCAUGCUGACAAGCUUGUUCAAAGGAGACAAGUGUCAGAGCCUGGUUGGAAAACCCAAGAUAUUCAUCAUCCAGGCCUGUCGGGGGACCCAGCACGACGUGCCCGUCCUUCCCCUGGAUGUGGUGGAUCAUCAGAAAGGCAUGCCAGAAGCCAACACCACCGAGGUGGACGCAGCCUCUGUGUACACGCUGCCUGCGGGAGCCGACUUCCUCAUGUGCUACUCGGUGGCUGAAGGGUACUAUUCUCACCGGGAAACAGUGCAUGGGUCUUGGUACAUCCAGGACCUGUGUGAGAUGCUGGCCAGGUACGGCUCCUCCCUUGAGUUCACCGAGCUGCUCACGUUGGUCAACAGGAAGGUGUCUCAGCGCCGAGUGGACCUCUGCAAAGACCUCAGCGCCAUCGGGAAGAAGCAGGUGCCCUGUUUUGCCUCGAUGCUAACAAAGAAGCUGCAUUUCUUUCCAAAGUCUUAAGCAAUAAGAUCAAUCUUCUCUUAUGGAUCUUCAAAGAUCAUUUUCCUCCUUGAGAAGGCAGGAUCACUAGGGUUGUGAAGCUUGUAGGACAACUGCUUUGAGGAAAACAACAACAAAACCCCCACAAAACUUCAUCCUGUAUAGGGUUUUAGAGAUUUAGAAAAGAUAUGGGGCCGGGCAGUGGCGCACCUGGUUAAGUGAUUACAGUACAGUGCACAAGGACCUGGAUUCAUGUCCCCGGUCCCCACCUGCAGGGGAAGGCUGCAGGUGUCCUUUCUCAAUUUCUCUGUAUCUCUGUCUAGUAAUAAAUUUUUUUUCCUCCAGAGUUAUCACUGGACUUAGUGCCAGCACUACAAAGCCACUGCUCUUGACAGCCAUUUCUUCCAUUUUAUUGGACAAGACAGAGAGAAAUUGAGAGGGGAGAUAGGUAGAUAAAUAGUGUGGGGGGGGAGAGAGAGACAGGCACCUGCAGACCUGCUUCACCACUUGUGAGGCGACUCCCUGCAGUUGGGGAGCUGGGGGCUCAAACCUGGAUGCUUGCAUCAGUCCUUGCACUUAGUACUAUGUGCACUUUAUACCAGGUGUGCCACCACAUAAAAAAUAUUUUUUAAAAAGAAAAGUUGUCCUCAGGGAAUUACUAUAAAAAGCCACAGCAUUGGGCUGGCAAAACAGCUCACGGCCCAAUGUCCAGCCCCGUCUUCACCACACUGAAGGAAGCUUUGUCUUUCCCUGUCUGAAAAAGUUGACUUAAAGCAGUAAAAAAAUAAUCCACGGCAUUUUUAAUACUUGAUUUCUACAGGUUCUUCUAGAUCUCUGACUGAUUAAACUUGCAUUUUGUGCAAUUUUUUUUAUAAAUGUUUAUAAUGGUUUCAAAAACCUUGAAAAUCAACAUUUUCCUUAAUAAAAUAUUUGGAAAUCAUA
Molecule: messenger RNA, 1972 nt
Organism: Erinaceus europaeus (western European hedgehog)
Lineage: Eukaryota; Metazoa; Chordata; Mammalia; Eulipotyphla; Erinaceidae
Gene: CASP6
Product: caspase 6
Exons: 8
Coding region: 215-1051 (278 amino acids)
Biological process (GO): apoptotic process; proteolysis
Cellular component (GO): cytoplasm
Source: RefSeq, a predicted model, not a curated record